Messenger RNA from Manis pentadactyla (Chinese pangolin), 6852 nucleotides. RefSeq names its product solute carrier family 9 member A9 (gene SLC9A9). Gene Ontology annotation, cellular component: recycling endosome; membrane. The transcript has 15 exons. Gene Ontology annotation, biological process: proton transmembrane transport; regulation of pH; sodium ion transport. Gene Ontology annotation, molecular function: sodium:proton antiporter activity. Bases 197 to 1870 code for a protein of 557 amino acids. The record is from RefSeq and is a predicted model, not a curated record. Lineage: Eukaryota; Metazoa; Chordata; Mammalia; Pholidota; Manidae.
CUGCUUUAAGAGAGAAACAGGAAGUUGUAACUAGAAGCCAUCUGAAUGCUAAGCCCAGGCAGACUGAUCACGAAGUGGCAACUUAAGUGGCAGUAUUUAUCCUGAAAUCGUCAGACAGCCAGACUGUUUGAAGCAAAUCUUGAUAAAGUAGCCCUCACCUAAUUUUUUAUCUAAGGAAUCCCAGGAAGACGGGAGAAUGGACAGACAGCGAAGAUUCACGUCUGAGAAGGAUGAGUAUCAGUUUCAACAUCAGGGAGCCGUGGAGCUGCUUGUGUUUAAUUUUUUGCUCAUCCUUACCAUUUUGACAAUCUGGUUAUUUAAAAAUCAUCGAUUUCGCUUCUUGCAUGAAACCGGAGGAGCAAUGGUAUAUGGCCUUAUAAUGGGAUUAAUCUUACGAUAUGCUACAGCACCAACUGAUAUUGAAAGUGGAACUGUGUAUGACUGUGGAAAACUGGCCUUCAGUCCAACAACUCUGCUGAUUAAUAUCACUGACCAAGUAUAUGAAUAUAAAUACAAGAGAGAAAUAAGCCAGCACAACAUUAGUCCUCACCAAGGCAAUGCUAUACUUGAAAAGAUGACAUUUGAUCCAGAAAUCUUCUUCAAUGUUUUACUGCCACCAAUUAUAUUUCAUGCAGGAUACAGCCUAAAGAAGAGACACUUUUUUCAAAACUUGGGAUCUAUUUUAACAUAUGCCUUCUUGGGAACUGCCAUCUCCUGUAUCGUCAUAGGGUUAAUCAUGUAUGCCUUUGUGAAGGCUAUGGUAUAUGCUGGCCAGUUGAAAAAUGGAGACUUUCAUUUCACUGACUGUUUGUUUUUUGGUUCACUGAUGUCUGCUACAGAUCCAGUGACAGUGCUGGCCAUUUUUCAUGAACUGCACGUUGACCUUGACCUGUACACACUCUUGUUUGGGGAGAGUGUGCUGAAUGAUGCAGUGGCCAUAGUCCUUACCUAUUCUAUAUCCAUUUACAGUCCCAAGGAGAAUCCAAACGCAUUUGAUGCUGCAGCUUUCUUCCAGUCCGUGGGGAAUUUCCUGGGGAUCUUCGCCGGCUCAUUUGCCAUGGGGUCUGCAUAUGCUGUCGUCACGGCGCUAUUGACCAAAUUUACCAAAUUGUGCGAAUUCCCUCUGCUGGAAACAGGCCUGUUUUUCCUCCUGUCUUGGAGCGCCUUCCUGUCCGCUGAGGCUGCUGGCCUAACAGGAAUAGUUGCUGUUCUCUUCUGUGGAGUCACACAGGCACAUUAUACUUACAACAAUCUGUCACUGGAUUCCAAAAUGAGGACUAAACAGUUGUUUGAAUUUAUGAACUUCUUGGCUGAGAAUGUCAUCUUCUGUUAUAUGGGCCUGGCACUCUUCACAUUCCAGAAUCAUAUCUUCAAUGCUCUUUUUAUACUUGGAGCCUUUCUAGCAAUUUUUAUUGCCAGAGCCUGCAACAUAUAUCCCCUCUCCUUCCUCCUGAAUCUGGGCCGAAAACAGAAGAUCCCCUGGAACUUCCAGCACAUGAUGAUGUUUUCAGGUUUGCGAGGAGCAAUAGCAUUUGCCUUGGCUAUCCGGGACACAGACUCUCAGCCCAAACAAAUGAUGUUCACCACCACCCUGCUCCUGGUGUUCUUCACAGUCUGGGUGUUCGGAGGAGGAACGACUCCCAUGCUCACUUGGCUGCAGAUCAGAGUUGGUGUGGACCUGGAUGAAGAGCUGAAAGAAGAGCCCUCCUCACACCAGGACGCAAACAGCUUGGAUAAAAGCACAACCAAAACGGAGAGUGCUUGGCUCUUCAGGAUGUGGUAUAGCUUUGACCACAAGUAUCCUUUGAUAAUGGUGAGUUCCCAGAUCCCACCACCUGGCAGAGAUUACCUUCAAGCACUUCAUCGCUGAGGUGUGUGCUCCUGCUCUUCAAGAAACACAGAAAGGUCAUCUUUGACACCAUCAGAAGAAUCAAUGGUAGAUACGCUGCCUGCACAGCCCUCCAAGUUCCAGCAGAUCCUUUAAAACCAUUUUGUGGGGACAUAGUAGGAACUACUGCUGUUUUCUCUCCAUGGCAUUUCCUUGCUGAAUCCAAGACCACAGCAUGAAGCCAUGUCAUUGAUUUCAUUGACUACCAUGUGGGCAGUUUUCUCUUAGCUGUUGAAAAUCACUUUUUUCCCUCUUUACAUCUCCAUUGACUAUCUCAUCCUGAGAAUUGACUUACUCUCACUGUCCAUUGCCAUACUUUGUCUAAGAAAAGAAAAGAAUUUUAAAAGAAUGCCUUCUGUUCCUGUCACCACCAAAAGAAAAAUCAGAAGAAUUUAAUAUUUCCUGUCACAGACAUGCCCAUGUGUGCAUGAUCACACACAAUUAGUCUCCCUCAUAACAAACAGGAAGAGAACCAAGAAAAAAACAUCCAUCACCUCUUUUGGUAUUAAGUCUGUGGGAUGUGAUACACAGUCAGAACAUCUAUUAAGGUCAAAACCAUUAUCUCCUCUUCCGGGUGUCUAAGCUGCCCACAUCAGUCAUUUUAGUGAAUACAGGAAUAAAGACUAGAAAAUAGUAUAGCUGUAGAUCUGAGAACCAUUAAAGUGUCAGUGACAUGGAUAGCAAUAGUACCACUUUACUAUUAUAGUCAUUUUUAUAUUACUAGCAUUUGAGGAUUAUAUUAUCUAGCCUUUGAGGACUGUUUUGAAAAUUUGUUCAAAGCAAGAUGAGAUAGAAAGAAGAAAUGAUCUUUUGAAGAAGAGACACAUUUGUGUGUGUGUGUGUGUGUGUGUGUGCACAGAUGCCACAUAUGUCCAAGCCUGAACAUGCCCUAGACACGCCAUACACAACCUGAGUGACUGAAAGAUCACCCAGUAGAAAUUGUUGCAACUCAUUUUCAGUUUUCUUGGUCAUUUGAAAUGCUCUGGUGUCCACAGGGGUAUGUGUCAACAAGCAUUGCCUGCUUUUAACAAUUUGCUCAAGUGAAUCUUGACAAAUCUAGUUUUGGCAGCUGUUUGGCCUGGAAGAUUAUUUUAUUUGUGGAUACUGCUCUAGUUGCUACAUAGGUGGUGGCACUAGGUGGGGUGUUUUAAACCUAAGGUAGUUCAGUGAUAAACAGGAAUACAUCCGCUUUAAGCUUUCUCAGUGGUCUCCUGAGGUAUAUCCUUCAUCUCAGGAAUUCUGGACCAGGAUAUGCUGGUCAUAAGGAAGCAGAGGUUCUGGUGUUUGUUUCAUCGAGAGGUCCCUCCCUAUGGGAUCAACCAGCAGCCUCUAAGAUGGCCAGCAAAGCAUUCAGAUGUGCUAAGUGUGAAACUAAGAACCAUUAUUUCCACAUUUGCCUUUGCCUGCCUCCUUCUGAGGUGGCUGGAGAACUGGGCCUACCUCAUGGCAUUGGUUCCUGUACCUCAGUUAGCUCUACGUGCCACAUGAGAUUUGCCAAGAAUCACUGAUGUUCAACUCACCCCGCCCUUCACUUGAAGGAGCUCCUUGUCAGGGAUCUGUCCUUAUUUUAUAUUCAAAAGUUUAUAUUCUUUUUGUAAAGAAGGGCCCCCAAAAUUGGGUAACCUUCAGGCUCUACAAAAUCUGGAUCCCCUCCUAUCCCUGUGAGAAAGCAUGAUAGAAAAGUAUGAUACAUUUAUGGUCUUAUUGUAAUAUUAAGUAUUAUAGUGUAUCACAUCACUGUGAAAUAUUUUAAUCCCUAGCACUCAUAUAGCACCAUUUUCUGCAUUCACUUAUUGUAGUAUUUUGGUAAAAGAAUUUUUUUAAAUUUACUUGAGCAGGGUUCAAAAAUUCCUCACUAAGCUUAAUUCUCAAUUUUGUGUCUGAAGCUAAUGUUAUUCCUCUCCACAUCUCUCCCCAGCCAUUUUGCACAGCUUUGCCUGCUCGUAAUAUCAUGGCAAGCAACUUGUCACCUCCUGAAAAGUGUGUCAGAUUCGUAGAGACCCAAUAACAAUUACAACAGUAUGCACUCCAAUACUGUUCAUUCUUCAGUCUAAAUUGGCACUGUACACCUGUGACCUAGAAUGACUCUCUUGCCCUCCUUUGCAAUUCAAUCCAGUUAUGAACUGAUGAUUAUUUUUAAAUCCUACUGUGGAUCUCCCAAACCACUCCAGAUCGCAAAUCUUUAACUUUGAGCACUGAAGGCUCUCAAACCAGUCCCAUGUCAGGUGUACGUUCUCAUGACCAAAAGCUCAGGGGAGGCAGGCCUCAGCUCCAAUGGGCCUGCAAAUAGAAACACUAAGGAACAGUAAAAAAAAAAUUUUAUAACUAAAGAAAAUUACCCCAAGUCAUAGCAAAUGAAUGCUAUCCUGAGAUAAACCUGGAUAAAAGAAUGGAUUAUACUCAAUGUAAAUUCCAGAAGGCAUGCGGGCAGACUUUCCAGCCUACAGGAUGGUGGGAGGGGAUAAUCUUAAGAAUUUUGUUAAGGGUUUUUUACAAGUUUUUCUUAGAAUGAAGUGCCCUUUCAGCUCUAAUUAUGAUUCUGUUACCAACAAGAGUGAUAAAGUCCAGUUUAUCCUAACUGCACAAAAUAUGUAGGAAUGAGCACACAUUUUUGUGCUGAUGACUGACAGAUUUCAGUAUGUUCCACAUAUCUCUUCUUUACCUUCCUCCUGCCAACCCGUUCACACUGUCAUCUUAGAGCGGAUGAAAGGUCACCUGCAGACAGGUUUUUGACCUCUGGAGAAUCUUUACUGAGUAGAGAUAAGAUCUGAGCAGAAGACGUUUUUCUGAAUAUACUCUGAAUUAUAGACAGAUGAUACAGUAAGGGCAAAUAAUUACUAUGAGUCACAUCUGAGAAAGAAUUGGUGCCCCCUUUCUGGUAGAAAUCUUAAUCAAGGUGCAAACAGAGAACCCUGGGGAAGCUCCUAAAGCCCUAAGCCAAUACCUCUCUGACAGAGUCUCUUCCAAAACUCCACCAGUUGUAGAGUGGCUGAGAUGGGGACCCAUCUGACUUUCCAAUGAGGAAUUCCAGCCACUCAUGAGCACCUGUUUCCUCACCGUGAUAGCCUUCAGGCUUUCCACCAUGCCUGUCCCAUAGCAAGUGUUCUAGUCAAUGUCUAGUAAAUGUUCAAUCAGCAAGUAAUCAAAAGAUCCUUUAGUUAAAUGAUAGUACAAACACUAAUGUCUUCUGCCAAAGACUCACUCUAUUUCAGGUUGGUGUUGGACACUGUUGACCUCUGCCCACUAUUUUAUUUAUUUAUUUAUUUAUUUGCUUUUCACUUCAUUCUUGUGGUUUGGCAUGGUGUGCACAGAAUCUGGAACCGCAUGAGGCCAGUCAAGCGUGGAAUGAGAGCUUGUUGGCUGACAAUGCACAAGGGUGCCCAGGACACUAAGCAGGAUAAAAUAGUACUGAAGGCAGCUAACAUGAAUUUAAUCAACCAUAAUUCUACAUUACUUAUUAUUUUGUUUACAAUGUCACAAUGCAAAAGUUCUCAUGUUGUGUCCUUAAUGCUUUUAAGAUUUUGCUUGUGCAACAUUCAUUGACCCAGUUGGUUUCUUUCCAUGUCAAUUAACAUCUUUGGGGGAGCUAUAAUUGUACAUAGCACACCCCAUAAUUCAAGCAGCCCCAUCCUUUUACAGAAGCAGUUGUCAUUCCCAGAGUUGUAUCAGUAAUUGUAAGAAAACAGUGAACUGAGCAACAGCAGUUGGUAACAUAAACCUAAUGAUCAGAAGUGAACACGGCCAAGCUCGACUUUGAAACAGAAAAUGAAAUCAUCAGAGUAGAUGUAAUUAUUGAGAACCACGGAGUAGCAGCAACUCUCUGCUCUUUUAGUAACAACCAUUGUUCACCAGGCACAACUAUGGUUUCAGUCAUGUGGCAAGAUAAUGUGACGCAAAGCCUUAGGAACACCAGUGAAAAGGAGCUGAAGAGUAAUUUAUUCAUGUUAGAAACAGAGUAGUAUGUCAGUGUAGAAAGAGGGAGUGUGACGGAAAGGGAGUAGGAGGCACCAGGAACCGUGUGCGGUGAGUGAAAACUAAGCAGCCUGGGACCCAAACAGAAGAGAUCCGCAUCCAGGGCUUGAGCACAGCAGGUGAGCAAGAGAGCCGGACACUGCUUUCUUCCUUUCAUCCCCUCAGCUCGCCCAUAUGCAGCUGUGCAUAUUGUAAUUAAUUGUAAAAGAAAAAAUACUAGGAGUGCAGGCGGCUGAAGGCACCUGUCCGAGGAGCAGCAGGAUGAACCUCAACCCCAGGAGGGGGCGCUAAUGAGAGCAGCUGGGAUUGCAGGGGACUCACCAACAGUCACUGGUGAUGACUGAGAGUGAAACCAUGCGUGGCAGAGAGUGGCAUCGGGAAGCGGAAAGCUAUCCCUCACGCUGUCACUUGACACAGAGCCCUGUGUUGGAGGCAUCAGUAAGAUUUAAAUUAUGGAAUCCAAAGGUUUCCAGCGUUCUCAUCAUUCCUCAGCCAUAAUUCCAGCAAUUCCUAAAAGAGAAAAGACGUGAAGAAAUAUUCAGAUCACACAGCACUCUUUUAUGCUAUAAGUUAAAUGUGGUGUGAUGUUGUGGAACUUAGAAGCGCUUUGGAUUCACAGUGUAUGGGUUCAGACCCCGGUCUCCUUCACUUAAUAACUGUGUGACUUGGGCAAGUCGCUUUUUCAAUCCCCAUUUUCUAACCUUCAAAAUAGGAAGAUGCUGUUUUUGUAAUGCGUCACACCCACAUUCAUGAUUAUUUUAAUAACCUCGCAGCCUAGACCUAAAGGACAAUCGUCAAGCUGCUCUAAGUUGUUCUUUAAUGUGCAGGUGAAUGACUUGCCCCAAAGCAUUCUACUUCCUUUUCCCUACCCAGUGGCUGUGGGGAAUGGAAGCCAGCACCUGUAAGGCCAUCACCCGCUUUGGGUUGUAGUUAGGGAUGUCAUGAUUUUUAAAGAGCCCUUUUUAAGUUAUAUGUAUGCAUAUCCUAUGAUC